Molecule: messenger RNA, 399 nt
Organism: Trichophyton benhamiae CBS 112371
Lineage: Eukaryota; Fungi; Ascomycota; Eurotiomycetes; Onygenales; Arthrodermataceae
Exons: 1
Coding region: 1-399 (132 amino acids)
Source: RefSeq, a predicted model, not a curated record
AUGUUAGAAACGAAGACGCACCCAAACCCAUCUCUACAUAUCAAAGCUUUCAGCGCCAUUAAAAGGGAGAAACAGACACGAGUAGCCCCUACUUGUAUGGCGCAGACGAGCUUAAGACGGCAAAUCAGACAAACGCCCCUAUCCGGUUGCGAUCCCUGUAGGGAGAAAUUAAGAAGGCAGAUAGGAGGGACAGGAAAUAAGGGGGAGAAGCUGCAGAAAGAAGGGAACAAGAGAAGGAUUCAAUUCAUGGAGAAAUAUAGUAUCAUGACGCAGGAGACAAAAGUAAAAAGGCCGGAGGAGAAAGAAGAAGGAAAAGUCCAUGAAGAUAUGAAACAAAAAUUCGCCUCCGAUUGUUUCCCCUUCUCCCAAUGGCCGUCUUUGCCUCUCCCUUUUCCAUGA